Messenger RNA from Pestalotiopsis fici W106-1, 1422 nucleotides. RefSeq lists its product as uncharacterized. The record is from RefSeq and is a predicted model, not a curated record. The transcript has 2 exons. NCBI's taxonomy places the organism in Eukaryota, Fungi, Ascomycota, Sordariomycetes, Amphisphaeriales, Sporocadaceae. Bases 1 to 1422 code for a protein of 473 amino acids. Gene Ontology annotation, molecular function: hydrolase activity, acting on carbon-nitrogen (but not peptide) bonds.
AUGGAAAAAUCCACUGCAUUGGUAGUUGUUUGCCUCGAACUGCCAGCACUAUCAUCAUCGAUGCAGAAGCAAGACAACGCACCGACAGGUGAUACGUGGGAAACGGGCACCAGAAGUGCUGUCGCCGGCGGCACCACCACUGUUAUUGCCUUUGCCUCCCAGAAGAAGCACGAAGAAUCUCUCUUGCCAGCAAUCACAGCAUACCAUGAAAAGGCAGGCGGUAACAGUUAUUGCGACUAUGGCUUUCAUGUGAUUCUGUCAAACCCCACAGACCAGAUUUUGGAGAAUGAGUUGCCUGCAUUGGCUGAUGCCCACGGCAUCACCAGUGUCAAAAUCUACAUGACCUACGAGCCUUUGAAAUUGUCCGACAGGCAUAUACUCUACGUCCUGAUGAGGUGCAGGGCACUUGGCAUGACGACCAUGGUGCAUGCGGAGAAUUCAGACAUGAUAGCCAUCGUCAUAGAAGGGUUAGAGAAGCGAGGGAAUAUGGGGACCUGGUUUCAUUCCGUCGCUCGGCCAAAGAUUGCCGAGGACGAGGCAACUUAUCGAGCAAUUGCUCUAGCUGAGCUUGUGGAUGCUCCGAUUUUGUUGGUCCACGUCUCUUCAGAUAUUGCCGUAGAGCAUGUCAGGGCUGCGCAGGCUCGCCUACUUCCCAUUCACGCCGAGACAUGUCCUCAUUAUCUGUACCUCUUGUCGCAGGAGCUAAAAGGACAAUGCAACGGCUCUGGCCACCACCAUGGCGACACUGAUGACUUUUCUGGUGCCAAGGCUGUGUGCUCACCCCCUCUCCGCCACGAUCCAGCCGAUCUCGAGGGGCUUUGGCGAGCUGUCGCGAGCAAUGCCUUUACAGUGAUCUCCUCGGAUCACGCUCCGUCUACUUUCGAUCAUCCUGGUGGGAAGAAGUUGGGGUUGGUCAAUGGCAAAAUCCCAAAUUUCACAAAAAUACCGAAUGGUAUACCCGGCGUAGAGACCCGCCUACCUCUUCUAUUUAGCGACUGCGAAGGCUGUCUGCCCAUUUCUGAAGCAAGGUUGUCUUUGCCUCAGUUUGUGCAGAUGACGUCGAGUAAUGCUGCAAAGAUGUACGGUCUCGAGCAACGAAAGGGAAACAUAGCGCCAGGAUUUGAUGCAGACCUGGUAAUAUGGUACCCGGGCGACAAAGGUGCCCGGCUCAUAACCCAAGGUAGACUGCACCAUGGUGUUGAUUAUACGCCAUUUGAAGGGAUUAGGGUGCGCAACUGGCCAAGAUAUACCCUUAUUCGAGGCACUCUAGUGUACAAUGAUCAAGGUGGCAUAAUAGGAGACAAAGGGUACGGGCAGUACCUGAAACGUGGCUUAGGCCAAAUUUUGGUUGGAAAGACAGGCAGACAGGCCAGGGGCAUGUUGAAGGACGAGCGAUCGUUUUGGCAGCCAACGAUGGAAUAG